AUGUUUCUUGGACCUGUCUUCGAGCCGGACUCCGAACUCCCCGCCGGCAUUCCUCCGGUGCUUGACGAUUUCGAUAUCCAGGCCAGCGGCCUGUCGGAGCACGACAUGUCGCUCGUUGCGGCAACAUCCGUAGGAACAUCGACAGAGGCGUCUUUGAUCUUGCCCGCUGCGUUGGACAAAUUGGAACUACCAGCCAGCUCUGAGGCUGCUGCGGCUGGUCUCCCCGGCUGGCCGGAAUGGCUAGACUGGCAGGAUAUGAACAACAGCAGCCUGAUACUGCCGGAAUUGACGGCAUCCACGUUGACAGACCCUCUCAGCCUCGAUUCCCUAAACGGCAGCCCACCUACUAUGGUGGACUCCAGCUCCAAGAUACAAAUGACGGACCUCAUUCGGGCCGAACUAGAUCAACUAUACUUUGACAGAGUACACGCCUUCUGUCCCAUUAUCCACCGCCGGCGCUAUUUUGCUUCGCUCGCCCAAGACAAUCACACGACGGCUCAACUAUGUCUCCAAUCAGCCAUGCGGGCCCUGGCGGCGGCCAUGUCUGCCAACUCGUCUCAUCUCAGCGAGCAAUUCUAUUCUGAAGCGCGGAGUUUGCUUGAUACGCACAGCCAAACGCCAGCUACACCUAGGGACAAGAUCCCCCUGGAGCACAUCCAGGCGUGGCUGCUCCUAAGCCACUACGAGCUUCUGCGGAUCGGUGUCCACCAGGCCAUGCUCACAGCCGGCCGGGCUUUUCGUCUGGUCCAGAUGGCUCGUCUCUGCGAAAUUGAUGCCCCGGGAGGCGACCUUCAGCUCUCACCGGUGGCUUCCUCUUCUUCCUCUAUAUCUACUAACACUGAUUCCAGCGAGAGCUUCGUCGACGCGGAAGAGGGUCGGCGGACGUUCUGGAAGAAAUGGCACGUCUUCCUACAUGCGGACACAAUGCAAAACUCGCUAACUAGACUUCUUCCCAUACAGGUUUCUACACGCCUCCCUGCGCCCGAGGCGAACUUUCAGAACAACCAGCCCACCCGCACCAGCUUUCUCGCAGAUGCCAUGGCGCAAACCGGACCGAGUACGCUGUCCCCCUUCGCCGAAUGCAUCAUCAUGGCAACACUGCACGGCCGUUGCAUGACACACCGGCGGUUAUACGCAACGGAGUUUGAGGCCGGGACAAGAGACUUCUGCAUCCGCCAGGGGUGGCUAGCCACGGCCGUGGAGAGACGCGUGCAGAUGCUUGUUCCUUCCCCGGCCGUUGACAGCGAUCCCAUGCUGCUCUUCACGCACAUGCUGGCGUACCGCGCCACCGUCCAUCUCAGCAUUACAGUUCAGCAGGCCUCAUGGCGCACCGUCGAUCAGCAGGUGCUGGCCGCAGCCUACCAGCAGCGCGCCGCGCAGGCAGCGUCCGAGAUCGUGCGGCUAGCCAAGGCGGUGCCCUACCUGAGCCCUUUCAAGACUCAUCCGUUCUUGCCGGAUACUCUUGCGUGUGCGGCUACGUUUCUCAGCACACAGACUGCUACGGAUGGCGGCGGCGAUGACAUCCAGCACCUGCUUCGGGUGCUUGGGGAGCUCCAGGAUACUCACAGCCUGGCGCGGGACUACUUACAGACCCUCAAACUACAAGUUCAGGGGAAUAGACAAGACGGAUGGUACUGA
Messenger RNA from Aspergillus terreus NIH2624, 1638 nucleotides. Its product is annotated as fungal specific transcription factor domain-containing protein. The transcript has 4 exons. Gene Ontology annotation, biological process: DNA-templated transcription. Gene Ontology annotation, molecular function: DNA binding; zinc ion binding. Bases 1 to 1638 code for a protein of 545 amino acids. Gene Ontology annotation, cellular component: nucleus. Lineage: Eukaryota; Fungi; Ascomycota; Eurotiomycetes; Eurotiales; Aspergillaceae. The record is from RefSeq and is a predicted model, not a curated record.